AUGGAAUUGCUUCCCGAGGGGAAAAAGAAUACCGUACAGGUAUUGUAUGAAGACCAACAACGGAUCAAUGAGUUUUCGAAGCUGAUUAUGAGAAAAGACGCCCUUGAUGUGGAAUUGCAGCGCCAAAGACAGGAAAAGGAAUAUCUAGAUGAUAUAUCUAUGGAAAUCGAGCUUAUUGAUGAGGAUAAGAAGGUUCAAUACAAGAUCGGUGAAAGUUUUGUAUUCCUCAAACAAAGCGAAGUGGUUGAACAACUGGAAAGGGACGUGCAAACUGUGGAUUCGCGUAUUUUGGAACUUGAAGAGCAAGACGAAGCGUUGGAACAACGCAUGGCAACGCUGAAAAGGGUGCUAUAUGCCAAGUUUGGUGAUAGCAUCAAUCUGGAGCGCUAG
Messenger RNA from Eremothecium cymbalariae DBVPG#7215, 390 nucleotides. It is a transcript of the gene GIM3, whose product is annotated as tubulin-binding prefolding complex subunit GIM3. Gene Ontology annotation, cellular component: prefoldin complex; cytoplasm. NCBI's taxonomy places the organism in Eukaryota, Fungi, Ascomycota, Saccharomycetes, Saccharomycetales, Saccharomycetaceae. The record is from RefSeq and is a predicted model, not a curated record. Bases 1 to 390 code for a protein of 129 amino acids. The transcript is spliced from 2 exons. Gene Ontology annotation, biological process: protein folding.